Morchella sextelata is the source of this 1230-nucleotide messenger RNA. RefSeq lists its product as uncharacterized. Lineage: Eukaryota; Fungi; Ascomycota; Pezizomycetes; Pezizales; Morchellaceae. Bases 1 to 1230 code for a protein of 409 amino acids. The record is from RefSeq and is a predicted model, not a curated record. The transcript has a single exon.
AUGACGACCCGCGUCCCCGCCUCAUGGGAAGAAGAAGACUGGGCGCCCCGGCAAUCCAGCACAAACACUCGGCCCAAUCCAGCCGCACCCGCCUUCUCACCGCGCAUCCUCCGCCCAGAUUCUGAGCUUUAUACCAUCAGCGGCCAGCCGCGAACCACAUACCGGCCCGAGCUAAAGAUUCUCAAGCGCACACCCGACACCCCCGAGGCCCCCGCGCCGGCCGUAACCUCGGAGGAAACAGACAAGUCACGCCGCGAGCGAGAGCGCAAGGAGAAGGAGCGACGGUACCGGGAAGCCCGGGAGCGCAUUAUGGGCGAGGCUGCCUCCUCCUCCUCUUCCCCCUCCACGCCUGCCAGCACCAACGGCAACAACAACAGCACACCUAAGCAGCAGCAGAAGCAGGGAAAACGUUCCCCCGACACAAACACAACGCCAAAGUCGAAAUCCCCCUCACAGACGCCCAACAGCAGUGGGAAGCACAGCACAAACAACAGCCGAGGUACGACGCCGGUAUCGCGGAGUCGUACGCCGAGUAGACGGCCGUCGCCGCCGCGUAAUAACGGUGCGAUUACGUCUUUCUCGCUCAAUGGCGGGGAGUUUACGGCUGCGCCGGUGGUGCCUGCAGGUGGAAGACGGUAUCUGCAGAAGGUUGAUGGAAAGCUGCUCGAGAGCCAGCUUACGGCAAGGGAUAGCCAGGAGAUCGUGGUCGAUCGUGAUCCGGAGGGCGGCGUGUAUCUGACCGAGGGCGGCCUCGACUGGGACGAUUUCUCGAGGGAGACGGUGGUACCCGUGCAGCAGCAGAGCCAACAAUGGUCUGGGUACAGCGCGGGUGCAGGCGAGUACGACUACUACAACAACGGCAAUAAUGGCCACUACGGCAAUGGCAACUAUGGAAACGGCAAUGGCAACUAUGGAAACGGCAAUGGUAACUAUGGCAAUGGAAAUGUCAAUGGUGGCUACGACUACAUUUCACAGUUCCAACCACGGCAGACCCAGAACCCGGGGAUCUACGGGGCAGCUGCGGGAGAGGGCCGCUUCGUGUACGAUAAGCCACAGACGCCUCCGGCACCGGCGCAGGAGAAGAACGUUAGGGCGCCUGGGUCAAUGCAGGCUGGUGUUGUGCAAGCUGUGAGGGAACCACGGGGUCCGGACUUGGAUGGGAGUAGGGGGUUUAAAGGACGGGGUGCGGGGCCUGCGCGGAAUAGGUACGGGCAGAGUAGGUAUACGUAG